CCAUGGUUUGGGUGUGACCACAAUUGCAGCGUCCCGGAAGAACUGUGUUUUAACUAACUAUGUAGGCUAGAAGUUUGUAACCAAGCAAAGUGAUUUCAAACAGUUGAAGGGCCGUGGUCGCCAUGGAGGAGACGGAUAAGGAGGUGGUUGCCAUGGCGGUCCAGAGGGUCGCCAGCAUGCUGCAGCGACCGGACCAGCUGGACAAGGUGGAGCAGUAUCGGCGGAGAGAGGCACGCAAGAAGGCCUCCGUAGAAGCAAGGCUGAAGGCUGCCAUCCAGUCCCAGCUGGACGGGGUACGCACGGGCCUCUGCCAGCUCCACAGUGCCCUGGGGGACGUCAAGGCCAUACAGGGCUCCCUGGCAGACGUCAGCAAGGACUGGAGGCAGAGCAUCAACACCAUCACAAACCUGAAGGACGUGAAGGAUGUGGUGGUGCAGCACAGCCAGUUGGCCUCAGCUGUGGAAAACCUCAAGAACAUCUUUUCAGUGCCAGAGAUUGUGCAGGAGACCCGGGAGCUUAUUGAGCAUGCCGAACUUCUGCAGGCACACCGUAAGCUGAUGGACCUGGAGUGCUCACGUGACGACCUCAUGUACGAGCAGUACCGGCUGGACAGCCGCAAUGCGCAUGACAUGAACCUGAUCCGCAACUACUUCGAUGAUGUGCAGGGGCUCUCCGAUGAGCUGGCCAAGCAGCUGUGGAUGGUGCUGCAGCGUGCCAUCGUGACAGUUCGCCGGGACCCCACUAUGCUGGUGUCAGUGGUGCGCAUUAUUGAACGUGAGGAGAAGAUUGACCGACGUAUGUUGGAUCGCAAGCGACAGACGGGCUUCAUCCCACCGGGCCGGCCCAAGGCCUGGAAGAAGCACAUGUUCCAGGUGUUGGAGGGCACCGUGAGCACGCGCAUUGAAGGCUCCCAGGCAGAGACCCGAGAGUCAGACAAGAUGUGGCUUGUGAAGCUGUUGGAAAUCACACGCAAGAACGUGCUGGACGACCUCAUCGUGGUGAAGAACCUGAUGGUGCAGUGCUUCCCACCCCACUACAAUAUCUUCCAUAUUAUGUUUGACUUCUACCACCGAUCCCUCUCCGCCCGCUUGAAGGAGCUGGCUGCUGAAGACCUGGAGGCCAACGAGAUUGUGUCCCUCCUCACCUGGGUGCUUAACACGUACAAAAGCGUGGAGAUGAUGGGCCACCCGGAACUCCUUGCUGAGUGUGACGUGAACCUGCUGGAGCCACUCCUGCCGCAGAAGGUGGUCAGUAGUCUGCUCAGCAAGUACCUUCAGACGUUCAAGUCCAACAUCACCGGUUGGCUUCGCAAAGCGCUGGACACAGACAAGAAGGACUGGCAGAAGGAGACGGAACCCGAGGCAGAUCAGGACGGCUACUAUCAGACCACACUACCUGCCAUUGUGUUCCAGAUGUUUGAGCAGAACUUACAAGUGGCUGCUCAGAUCGACGAGAACUUUAAAGAAGAGGUUCUCAGUCUUUGCCUGAAACAGAUGAACUCAUUCCUACGCAGGUACCGGGAGGAAGCAGCGGCCUACAGAGAAGAGCACUUAAAAGAUAGGCAGCUCCCGCAGUGCUAUGUUCAGUACAUGAUUGCAAUCGUCAACAACUGCCAGACGUUUAAGGAGUCUGUAAGCAGUUUAAAAAAGAAGUACUCCAAGAUGGUAGAGCCCGUGCAGAGUGACGCAGCUAUCGAGACGACACUGAAUGAAGUUGCCAAAGAGGGCUGUCAGUUCCUGCUGGAUGAAGUCUUUCUGGAUCUAGAGCAACACCUCAGUGAGCUGUUGACAAAGAAAUGGCUCAUGGGAUCCAAUGCAGUGGACACCAUUUGUGUGACAGUAGAGGACUACUUCAAUGACUUUGCAAAGAUCAAGAAGCCAUAUAGUGAGGAGAUGACGACUGAGGCUCACCGCAGAGUGGUAAUGGAGUACAUCAAGGCCAUAAUGCAGAAGCGCAUCUCUUUCAGGAGCGCAGAAGAGAGGAAAGAGGGGGCAGACAGGAUGAUUAAGGAGGCAGAGCAGUUCAGAUUUCUUUUCAAGAAACUGUCCUCUGGUGGAGACAGCGAUCGCAUGUGUUCUGCCAUCGUUGCCAUUGCUGAGGUGUUCAAGCUCACUGAUCCCUCCCUGCUGUAUCUUGAGGUGUCCACGCUAGUUUCAAAGUACCCAGAUAUCAGAGAGGAGCACAUCAUGGCCUUGCUGGCAGUGCGGGGAGAUGCCGGUCGUGACAUGAGGACGAUGAUCAUUGAGACCCUGAACCAGAACAAGCCCUCUUCAGCUGCUGACACCCAGCCUGUGUUUAGGGAUAUCACCGUCCCCUCCAUGACUGUACCUAAACUGCUGAAGUAACACAGCGCAGAACCCGACCCAUUUUGUAGACGGCAGAUCCUACUUUCU
Messenger RNA from Scleropages formosus (Asian bonytongue), 2393 nucleotides. Its product is annotated as exocyst complex component 3-like. Bases 123 to 2345 code for a protein of 740 amino acids. The transcript has 13 exons. NCBI's taxonomy places the organism in Eukaryota, Metazoa, Chordata, Actinopteri, Osteoglossiformes, Osteoglossidae. The record is from RefSeq and is a predicted model, not a curated record. Gene Ontology annotation, molecular function: SNARE binding. Gene Ontology annotation, biological process: exocytosis; exocyst localization. Gene Ontology annotation, cellular component: exocyst.